This is a messenger RNA of Contarinia nasturtii (swede midge), 1105 nucleotides long. RefSeq names its product Bardet-Biedl syndrome 5 protein homolog (gene BBS5). Bases 61 to 1104 code for a protein of 347 amino acids. The record is from RefSeq and is a predicted model, not a curated record. Gene Ontology annotation, molecular function: phosphatidylinositol-3-phosphate binding. Gene Ontology annotation, cellular component: ciliary basal body; BBSome. Gene Ontology annotation, biological process: cilium assembly; intracellular transport. The transcript is spliced from 5 exons. Lineage: Eukaryota; Metazoa; Arthropoda; Insecta; Diptera; Cecidomyiidae.
GUUUAUCACAACCAGUUUUGAUUUCUUACCUUAAUUUAAAAAAAACAAAAGUACAUAAGAAUGGAUCGUUUUGACUAUGUUGUAUGGCAAGAUCGUGAGGUUAAAUUUGAUAUUUCCAAUGUACAACAUAAGAUCCGUGGAGGUGAAGAGAUUUUGGAUAUAUUCGACUAUGUCGAAGAUACAAAAGGGAAUCCGAAUGAGAGAGGUCGUUUGCUGGUGACGAACCUUCGACUUAUUUGGUAUUCGUUGAACAAUAACAAAUUCAAUUUAUCCAUUGGUUUCAAUUGUAUCCUGACAAUAACAUUGAAAUCGGUGCUAUCGAAGCUUCGUGGUACAACAUUGGCAUUAUACAUUUUGACAUUGUGCCGCAACUCACGCUUUGAAUUUAUAUUCACCAAUUUGGCGCAGAGCAACACGCGAAAAUUUUCAUCGGUGCUUGAUGUUCAUAGAUCUUAUGAAUCGACGGUUUUAUACAGAGAAUUGAAAUUACGAAGUGCCAUUAUGUCAUCGGGUCACUUAAUACUGUUGCCAAAGGAACAGGUUUAUAGUACUUUCGGUGGAAUUUGGAAUUUGUCCAGCGAUCAAGGCAAUUUGGGUACAUUAAUCGUGACAAAUGUACGCGUCAUUUGGUAUGCUGAUAUCAAUGAAACGUUCAACAUCAGUUUGCCACACAUGCAAAUCGCUUCGAUAAAAAUCAGAGACUCCAAGUAUGGGCAUGCAUUAGUGAUUCAAACGCUGGAAACUGGCGGUGGUUACACCCUCGGAUUCAGGGUAGAUCCUGCAGCAAGACUAGUUGAUGUGUACAAAGAACUCGAUUCUUUGUUUUCGGUUUAUUCGGCAACACCAAUCUUUGGAGUAACUUAUGAGCGCAAAGAGGAAGCGCCCGAACGUGAUGAUGAUACAAUUUCAAUUGAUAAAAUCACUGAGGUUGACGAAUCCAAAACGGAUGAGAUUAAUACCAAAUUCUCAACUUAUUUGGCUGAUGGAACGGACAAUGGACGUCGACCGCCAUUCUAUUGCAAAGAGCUUGGAUUUGCAAUGGAAAAAAUUAAAGACGGUUUUACAUUGAAAGAUCUAUGGGAAGUUAUUCCAACUACGAAUUGAA